AUGAACUUUGAUGAAAUUCUUUGCCUUAUUGGCGGCUUUGGGAAGUUCCAGAAGACCUUGUAUAUAUGGAUAUGUCUACCUCAAAUCUUUCUGGCAUUCCACAUGCUGGUCUCUGUCUUCACUGGGGCCGUUCCUCCGCAUUUAUGCCAUUCCUCAGUGGGCCCUCAGGCCUUUUUGAACUUCACCUUCAGUAGUCCGUCCUCCCUUUACGGCCAGUCCGAGCUGUCGUGCACGGUUCCUCUGAACCUCAGCGGGGAUGCAGGUCUGGGCGAUGGACACCCCUCUGAGAAGUGCCAGGGGGGCUGGGAUUACAGCACAGAGACCUUCCAAAGCACCAUAGUAACUGAGUGGGACCUGGUGUGUGAGGAUGCCAGCCUGAACAACAUUGGCUCCUCGGUGUACAUGUUCGGCCUGCUGGUUGGAGCUGUUGUGUUUGGGAGCUUAGCUGAUAAGUACGGCCGCAGGAUUGUCAUUCUCUUUAACCUGGCUAUCCAGGCUGUCUUUGGGGUAGGAGCUGCUUUCGCCCCUAAUUUCUACGUCUACAUCGCCCUCCGCUUCAUGGUUGGAACAUCCAUCUCUGGUGUCAUCAUGAAUGCCUUUGUCCUAGGCACGGAGUGGACGGGGUCCAAGCAGCGGAUGUUGGCUGGAAUAAUCACAGACUACUUCUUCGGUGUGGGCUACAUUCUGCUGGCAGGACUGGCGUACCUUAUAAGAGACUGGCGUAAACUGCAGUUGGCUAUCUCAGCACCGGGUUUCCUCUUCAUCUUUUACAUCUGGGUGUUGCCGAAGUCAGCUCGCUGGUUAAUGGCCAAUGACAGAAAGGAGGAAGCAUGGGAACUGAUCCGGAAAGCAGCGCAGAUCAAUGGGAAGCCCCUCACCAAAGAUCUGGAGAUGUGUCAGGUCUAUAGAGUUGAAAAGAAAAAUGAGGUGAAGAAAAAACACUCAUUCAUUGACCUGGUUAGAACCCCGAAAAUGAGGAAGCACUCUUUGAUCGUGUUUUAUCUCUGGUUUGCCAACGUGCUGGUGUACUACGGCCUGUCUCUGAACAUUUCUGACUUUGGAAUGAACAUCUAUCUGACUCAGCUGAUCUUCGGCCUGGUGGAGAUGCCUGCACGCACCAUCACCCUGUUCACCCUCAACCGCUCACGCAAGUUCUCCCAGCUGGCUUUCCUGGCUGUGGGGGGCACCGCCUGCCUGCUCACCAUCUUCGUCCCCAGUGACCUGUCGAUCAUUAAGACCGUGCUGGCCAUGAUCGGGAAGUUUGGGAUAACAGCCUCUCUGUCUAUUAUUUACGUGUACUCAGCGGAGGUGUUCCCCACUGUUAUCAGACAGAAUGGGAUCGGCAUCGGCUCCAUGUGUGCUCGGACCGGAGGAGUCCUGGCUCCCAUGAUGUACCUGCUUAGGAGACUCAAUCCUCACGCUCCCAUGGUGCUGUGCGGCCUCUGCCCUCUGCUGGGCUCCGCCCUCACCCUGCUGCUCCCGGAGACGGCCAAUAAGCCCCUGCCCGACACCAUCGAGGACGUAGAGGGAUCCCCCCUCAGUGAGGAGCACGGCGGCGUCUCCGAGAGCUCUCCGGGGAGAACAGACGAUGUGGGCAGCUCCAGGACGGACUGACGCAGCAGAGUGUGCCACAUCCCAGCACGUGAUCUCAGCACUAUUCCAAAGGUUUCCAGAGAAGGUCCAGAUUACACUUUGUUUUAUGCACACACUUACAAUAAACAACAGUCUGUGUGUAGGUAUUUGUUCACUUUUACAAUGUACACGUUUGUUUAAUAUGCCAUCUUUGCUUUUGAUACAGUGUUAGAUAUCAUCAGCUGUUUUAUCAGUGGAAUGAAAUCUGUGAUUAUAUGUAAUGUUAAGAAUAAAAUAUACUCUUUACGUCAGCAUGUAUGAUCCGAAAAAUGUAGCAAUAUAGCUUCAUGCUGCUGUCAGUCAUUAUAGUUGGCCG
Molecule: messenger RNA, 1948 nt
Organism: Trematomus bernacchii (emerald rockcod)
Lineage: Eukaryota; Metazoa; Chordata; Actinopteri; Perciformes; Nototheniidae
Exons: 10
Coding region: 1-1614 (537 amino acids)
Biological process (GO): transmembrane transport
Cellular component (GO): membrane
Molecular function (GO): transmembrane transporter activity
Source: RefSeq, a predicted model, not a curated record